Molecule: messenger RNA, 9373 nt
Organism: Spodoptera litura
Lineage: Eukaryota; Metazoa; Arthropoda; Insecta; Lepidoptera; Noctuidae
Gene: mTor
Product: serine/threonine-protein kinase Tor
Biological process (GO): negative regulation of macroautophagy; TORC1 signaling
Cellular component (GO): nucleus; TORC2 complex; cytoplasm
Molecular function (GO): protein binding; protein-containing complex binding; protein serine/threonine kinase activity
Source: RefSeq, a predicted model, not a curated record
GUAUUGGGUUGGUGUGGAGCAGUACCUGCCACUACUUUGUUUAUUUUUAUAUUGAACUGAAAAACGCGUGAUAAAUUGCGCGUUUUGAUUUCUACGUGCACGAUGAAAUAAUUUAAAAUCAAGAUGUCUAAUCAAGUAGGUGCGUUCGUUGCGGGACUUAAGUCCCGCAAUGUCGAUGUUCAAAUCAGGACGGCCCGUGAGCUUUAUCAUUUUGCGAAGACGGAACUCCGAGAAGUCCCACAGGAGGAAUUGACUCAAUUCCUCGAUGAAUUUAAUCACCAGAUCUUCGAAAUGGUGUCCAGUAAUGAUGUACAUGAGAAAAAAGGAGGUGUUUUAGCAAUAGUAUGCCUCAUUGGUGGUGAUUGUGAUACGACUAAAACGCGAAUUACCAGGUUUGCAAACUAUCUUCGGAACCUACUACCUUCUUCUGAUGUCGGUGUUAUGGAACUUGCCGCUAAAACUGUCGGCCGCCUCGCCACAGUGUCCGGCGUCAAACGAGCAGAAUAUGUUGAGUUUGAAGUUAAAAGAGCAUUUGAGUGGUUGUCUGAAGAGAGAAAUGAAGGUAGACGCCAUUCAGCUGUAUUGUUGCUGAAAGAGUUAGCUAUAGCUAUGCCCACUUAUUUCUACCAACAAGUAUCAGGAUUUUUUGAUCACAUUCUUGUCGCAUUGAAGGAUCCAAAGCCUCAAAUUCGUGAAGCUGCAGCAAAGGCUUUAAGAGCAGGUUUAGUAGUGACUGCGCAGAGAGAAACAGCCAAACAAUCAACUGCCAAACCACAAUGGUACAUGCAGUGCUAUGAAGAAGCAAUGCUGUCCUUUGAUGAAAUUCCAGCAAAAGAGAAGGGCAUUACCAAAGAGGAUAGAGUCCAUGGAGGCCUGUUAAUCUUGAAUGAGUUGCUGAGAUGUUCCAAUGCUGUGUGGGAGAAAAAGUAUUCGUAUCUAAUGCAGAGUCUAGAUUCCCAGAAAGACAUCACAGUGUCUGACGAUAUUAUUUUUAUAAGCACUAAGUUACACAGUCCAUCAGUAAAGAGAGGAUAUUUGUGUGAUGGCUUCAAGACUGAAAAUGUUACAUACCCAGUUCCUAUUUAUGAAUCUGAAGUUUGCCGUAGACUUCUUACUAAGAGAUUUGAAAGAAUUUGCAAAGAUGUUAUGAACCAACGCUUCCUCAAAACCCAAGGAGUUCCUCAAAUUCUCUUUGUCAUUAUUCCACGACUAGCUGCAUUUAACAAAGAGUUUUUCUUAAAUAAAUACCUCACUUCUACUAUGAGCUACUUGCUCUCUUGUCUACGCAGUAGAGAAAAAGAUAGGAACAUGGCAUUUACUACACUGGGACUUAUGGCUGCUGCUAUAGAAAAUGACAUUAAGAACUAUAUUCCCUGCAUUAUGGAUGUCAUCAAACAAACACUGCCUGUUAGAGACACACAAACUAAAAAGAGGAUUUGGAUUGAUCCCUCAAUUUUUGCCUGCAUAACUUUACUUGGGAGUGCAGUGAAAGAUCUAGUCACCACUGACAUUAAAGAGUUGCUAGACGCCAUGUUUGCUACUGGCCUGAGUCCUUCUCUCACAAUCUGCCUCAGAGAGUUGAGCAACAAUAUACCUUCCUUAAGAGCAGAAAUAUCGGAAGGUCUGCUAAAUAUGCUUUCUCUUGUUUUAAGAAAUAAACCAUUCUUACAUCCAGGUGUGCCGAGAAGUUUGGAACAGCAGAUGAGUAACAUGAGUUUAGUAAUGGAACCCCAAGAUACUGCUAGCAUUGUUCUAGCUUUAAGAACUCUUGGAUCAUUUAAUUUUGAGGGGCAGCACAGCUUGCUUACUUUUGUAAGGCGCUGCGCUGACCACUUCUUGCAGAGUGAACAACAGGAAAUUAGAUUAGAGGCAGUGAAAACUGCUGCAAAAUUAUUGGCUGAUUCAAUGAUUAGGACUAUGAAAACUCCUUCAAGGACUCUCACUCUGCUGACUGCAGAAGUGGUGGGCAAGUUGCUGGUUGUUACUGUAACAGAUCCAGAUUAUGAAGUACGAUACUGGGUACUGGAGUCCCUAAACAAUAUGUUUGAUAUACAUUUAGCUCAAAUUGAGAAUUUGAGUUUUCUUUUCAUGGCCAUGAAUGAUGAGCAUUUGGCUAUAAGAGAACUUGCAAUCUGUACUGUUGGCCGAUUGAGUGUAGUUAACCCAGCUUAUGUCAUGCCGGGACUACGCAAGACAUUGAUACAGUUUUUAACUGAACUAGAACACUCUGGAAUGAGUAGAAACAAGGAACAAGCGGCCAGAAUGUUGGACAAUCUCAUUCGUCAUGCUCCAAAGCUGAUAAAACCUUAUAUGGAGACAAUUUUGAAUGUACUGGUGCCAAAACUCAGAGAAUCAGACUCAAAUCCUGGUGUGGUCAUAAGUGUUUUGAAAGCUAUUGGUCACUUGGCUGAUGUCCAUGGUGAUAACAGUGGUCUCAAGAAAUGGCUACCAGACUUACUAAGCAUUCUUUUGGAGUUGUUAUCUGAUGCAAGUGCAACAGAAAAAAGGAGCGUUGCUCUUUGGGCGUUUGGUCAAUUGAUCGGCGCUACAGGUCACGUCGUCACUCCUUACACAGAGUAUCCCACCCUCAUGGAUGUCCUAUUGAAUUUCCUCAAGACUGAACAGCAACCAAAAGAUAGGAGGGAAACCAUCCGUGUUUUGGGAUUGUUAGGAGCUUUGGAUCCUUACAAACAUAAAAUUACAAGAGGUUUGAUUGGCGAAAAACCUGAUUCCAGCUUAGUACCUGUUGCAGAUAGCAAAGCCGAAGAGAAUAAUUUCGAUAUGACGACAAGUGAGAUGCUAGUGAAUAUGUCGUCCACCGUCUUGGAUGAAUACUAUCCAGCCAUAGUUAUAUCGACGCUUAUGAGGAUCCUGAGAGACCCCACACUGCAACAACAUCAUACUAGUGUUGUCCAAGCUGUCACCUUCAUUUUCCAGUCUCUGGGUAUCAAGUGCGUGCCUUACAUAUCUCGAGUUACGCCAAGCCUGCUUUACGUGGCGAGGGCAACCGACAACAAUACCUUUAGAGAAUUCCUAUUUACUCAAUUAGCUAGAUUAAUUGCGAUAGUGAAGCAGCACAUUCGCAAUUAUUUGGACAAAAUAUUCGAUUUGAUCAGAGAGUUUUGGACACCUAAUAGUUCACUACAACCUACAUUGAUUCUUUUGGUGGAGUACAUCGCGGUUGCUCUUGGAUCAGAAUUUAAAGUGUACUUGCCUCAGUUGAUGCCACAGGUUUUGCGAGUUCUGGCACACGAUACGAGUAAAGACAGAAUAGUCACUGAGAAACUUCUGUAUGCCCUACAAAAGUUCGAAGACAACUUAGAUGACUACAUGCAUCUAGUCAUACCGUCAAUAGUCAAGUUAUUUGAUGCGACAGACUGUCCAAUUGGCGUGGCCAAAGUGGCCAUGGAGACGGUGGACUACCUGUCUGACACUCUAAAUUACGGUGAACUAAUUUCUAGAAUAAUCCAUCCUCUAGUCAGAAGUCUAGACACCUGUGCACAACUGCGACCAACUGCGAUGGACACUUUAUGUGCUAUUAUAGUACAGCAAGGUCGCAAGUUCACUGAUUUUAUACCAUUGGUACAAAAAGUGGUGGGUAAGCACAAAAUACAGCAUCAAAACUACGAAUUACUACUAUCUCGAAUGCAGUCUAGCCAAAAUUUGGCUAUGGAUGAGUUCCUACAAAGCACUAGAAGGAGACCACGAAAUAAUAACCAGGAGGCUCGAAUCGGUUACACCUGCGAUACUUCGCAAUCCAUACGCAAGUUGUGUGUUAAUGCGCAUAAUCUGAAGCUGGCGUGGACAGUCAGCAGCCGAGUGUCGAAAGAUGAUUGGCUGGAGUGGCUUCGACGAUUUAGCAUUGGAUUACUGACAGAGUCACAUAGCCCUGCACUGAGGGCCUGUCUGGCGUUAGCACACAACUACUCACAACUUCUCCGGGAUUUAUUCAACGCGGCCUUCGUCUCAUGCUGGACAGAACUUGACAAGACGUCUCGCCAAGAGCUGUCGAACGCUCUAGAACAAGCCCUCACGGCCCCCGACGCGCCCGAGCUGGCGCACACCGUGCUCAACCUCGCCGAGUUCAUGGAGCACUGCGAGGGCGGCGCCCUGCCUAUAUCCACGCACCUGCUAGGCGAGAGGGCGAUGCAUUGCAGAGCCUAUGCAAAAGCUCUCCACUAUAAGGAAGAAGAAUUCCGUAACGGCGCUACAUCUCAAGUAGUAGAGGCUUUAAUCCAUAUCAACAACAAACUACAACAGAAAGAGGCCGCCGAAGGGCUUCUCGAAAGAGUGAUGGCACAGCGUGAAGCUGGAGAUACCAGCCUGAAAGUACAAAUACGGUGGUAUGAGAAACUACACAACUGGGAGAAGGCUCUUGACUUAUACGGCGAGAAACUAAAUGUUGAUAUGGGCGAUAUGGACUCGUAUCUGGGUGAGUUGCGUUGUUUCGAAGCUCUGGGAGAAUGGGUGGAGCUUUAUAAUACCGUAUCCAAGAAAUGGGUCAAAAUGACCAAUGAAGAAAAGUGCAAAGCUGCGCGUUUAGCCGCCGCGUCUGCUUGGGGUCUCAACGAAUGGGACUCCAUGGCCAAGUAUGUCAGAUUCCUCCCAGAAAACACACAAGACGGUGCAUUCUACAGAGCAGUUCUCAACAUCCAUAAUGGAGAAUUCGAACUAUCUAAACAGUACAUCGAUCAAGCACGAACUUUACUUGAUUCUGAGCUGACGGCAGUCGCCGGUGAAAGCUAUCAGAGAGCAUACGGUGCACUUGUUAACGCUCAGCUGCUGGCAGAAUUAGAAGAAGUAAUCACUUACAAGUCAGUCGUGGAGAGGAGAGAGUCUAUAAGACAAGCGUGGUGGACACGACUGCAGGGUGGACAGAGGCUGGUGGAAGACUGGCGCAGAAUUCUACAAGUUCGUAGUUUAGUUCUGACACCGCAAGAAGAUAUGGCCACAUGGCUCAAGUUCGCCUCACUUUGCAGGAAGAGCGGCGCUCCGCGACAAGCUCAUAAGACUUUGGUAAUGUUGUUGGGAACAGAUCCUAGCAAGAAUAAAGAUAUGCCACUGCCUACACACGAGCCAAGACUAACUUUAGCGUACGCCAAACACUUGUGGGUAGCUGGUGACAAGCAGUUGGCAUACGACCAGCUACAACGGUACGUCGACUCUACGGAAACAGGCGACCCGGAGCACUGCCGACUGCUUGCACGGUGUCACUUGAAACUAGGAUCGUGGUGUGAAUCCCUACUUGGUAUUAAUGAGCUCUCUAUUCCCGAAAUCCUACGAAACUACGCAGCUGCUACGGACCUAUCUUCUGAUUGGUAUAAAGCCUGGCACGCGUGGGCGUACAUGAACUUUGAGACUGUUCUAUUCUACAAACAUCAGGAUGCUAAUGCAGGCCAAUCGGAAAGGCGUCCCUCGCCGGAGUGUAUACAGCAACAUACCGUGCCUGCCGUGGAAGGAUUCUUCAAGUCCAUUAAAUUAUCUCACGGUAGUUCGCUACAAGACACUUUGAGAUUGUUAACUUUGUGGUUUGAUUAUGGUCACUAUCCAGCUGUUCACGAGGCGCUCGUUGAAGGCAUUCGGACGAUCGAGAUUAAUGUCUGGCUCCAAGUGAUCCCGCAGCUUAUUGCUAGGAUCGACACGCCGCGAGCAUUAGUUGGAAAGCUGAUUCAUUCCCUAUUAAUAGAUAUCGGCAAGUCACAUCCUCAAGCUUUGGUAUAUCCCUUAACGGUGGCUUCGAAGUCAUCGUUCAUCGCUCGGAAGAAUGCUGCGAAUCAGAUUUUGAAGUCAAUGUGUACCCAUUCUAGUAACUUGGUAAACCAGGCUGCCAUGAUAUCCGAGGAGCUGAUCAGAGUGGCUAUUCUGUGGCACGAACAAUGGCAUGAAGCUUUGGAAGAAGCUUCCAGAUUGUACUUUAACGAGAACGAUGUGAAUGCAAUGUUUAAGACAUUGGAACCGCUGCACGCUAUGCUGGAGCGGGGCCCGCAGACACUGAAGGAAGUCUCGUUCACUCAGGCGUACGGAAGAGAUCUGAAUGAGGCACAAGAGUGGUGUAACCGAUAUAAGGAGUCGGGUCAAGUCCGGGACCUGAGCCAAGCGUGGGACCUGUACUACCACGUGUUCCGGCGCAUCAGUAGGCAGCUGCCGCAACUAACGUCGCUAGAGUUGCAGUAUGUGAGCCCGCGCCUGCUUAACUGCCGCGACCUGGAACUCGCGGUGCCCGGCUCUUACGUGCCUGACCAGGACCUCAUCCGUAUCGCUAACAUACAGAGUAGUCUGCAGGUAAUCACGUCGAAGCAGCGCCCUCGCCGUCUGUGUAUCCGUGGCUCCAACGGCAAGGACUACAUCUUCCUACUGAAGGGUCACGAGGACUUGCGCCAAGACGAGCGAGUGAUGCAAUUAUUCGGUCUUGUGAAUACUCUGCUGCAGGCUGACCCUGAUACCUUCCGAAGAGAUCUUGCUAUUCAACGAUAUGCCGUCAUACCGCUUUCAACUAAUUCUGGCCUGAUUGGAUGGGUACCUCAUUGUGACACCCUGCAUUCGUUAAUAAGAGAUUAUCGAGAAAAGAGAAAGUGCCUGUUAAAUAUCGAGCAUCGAAUUAUGCAAAGGAUGGCUUCCGAUUUGGACAAACUGAUGUUAAUGCAAAAGGUGGAAGUCUUUGAACACGCUCUAGAGCAUACGGCAGGUGACGACCUUGCCAAGUUACUCUGGUUGAAGAGUCCAUCUUCCGAAGUGUGGUUCGAGCGUCGAACUAACUACACUCGGUCGUUGGCUGUCAUGAGCAUGGUGGGCUACAUCCUGGGACUCGGCGACCGACAUCCCUCCAACAUUAUGUUGGACAGAGUCACCGGCAAGUUUUUACACAUCGACUUUGGAGACUGCUUUGAAGUAGCCGUCACUAGGGACAAAUUCCCUGAGAAAAUACCCUUCAGACUGACAAGAAUGCUCAUUAAUGCUAUGGAGGUGACGGGUAUUGAGGGCACGUACCGUCGCACGUGUGAAUCUGUGAUGGAAGUGCUGCAUCGUCACAAGGACAGCGUGAUGGCUGUACUAGAGGCGUUCGUAUACGAUCCUCUACUAAACUGGAGGCUCAUUGACGCUGGUCGGCGGUCCCGAGCUGAUGCAGAAGUCUGUUCCACGUCAGACCCGACCUCCUCACCACAACCGAGCAGGAACAGAAUACAUAUUGGGCUGAACGACACCCUCGACCAACCUGCGGAGACGAAUUUGAACAAGCGAGCCCUCGCCAUCGUCAACCGAGUGAGGGACAAGCUGACCGGCCGAGACUUCCCCCACAUCGACGAGAUAGUCUCCGUGCAGAAACAAGUCGACCUGUUAAUACAACAGGCCACCAGCAAUGAGAACCUCUGCCAAUGCUACGUUGGCUGGUGUCCGUUCUGGUAAUACCAAAGGAUUUUAUAAUCGAAGUUUUUUAUCUUAGGCUAGCGAUAUCGUAAGCAUUAUUUCUCGUUUAUAUCAGUCGAAUAUACCUCUGGGAAUGUUAAGCACAUAAUUUUGAAUGCAGCUAGUGACUUAGAACAUUUAGUUUUAGGUUUCAAAGUCACACAAGUAUACAUAUUAUAUAAACGUUCGUCCGUAUUUCACGAUCCAAGUGCCUAAUUGAGUACGAUUGUACUGUACGUGUGGUUGAAAUCGGACGCCAAUACAGCUAAGGGCUGUUAUUAGAAACUCUAUAACAACUAAAAUGCAUUUAAUGAUAACUAGCAUUUAGUUUAACUCAUUUACAAAUUAAGGUAUAAAAUAUAGGGAUAGAUAAAUAUACACUAUAUUUAGAAGAUCCGGUUAUUUCUCGGGUAUUUUAGGGACUUAAGGAUUCAUGAAAACACUAGCCAUACAUGUAGUAGUCACGUCUUUUUACUUUUGUUAAUACUGUUUCCUAUCACUGACGCCAAUCCAAGCAACUAUAUUAGUUGAGCAGUAAUAUUUUUGGUGACUGACAACCACUCUUAAGCGUAGGGCCGUACCACGAUUAACCGCAGUAACUUUAAUCGCGCACGACAUGUCCCAAAGGAAGCAGUGCAACUGCACGCACUAAAGAUUUUAUGCUUCGAUCGAUCUAAAAACUGCAACGUGCUUGAGAGACCAAAUCGCGCUACGCUACAAUACGAAACCGAUAUUUAGUACGUGUUCUUUUGCGAUUAAACGCAAUACGCUGUGUGGCCUAAAGCUUCUACAGACGAAAUAUUAUAUCUUUUUAAAAAAAUUGGGAUGUUUUCUGUAACAAUUUAUUCUCAGUGAUUUAUCUUAAAAUGAUUAUGCUAUCAUUACUUGAUUAUAUAAUACCAAUAUAUAUAAUAUAGGUUUUUUACAAAAUAUAUUUUAUCGUCGAUGUGUAUAAUACCGGUAUUUAUCGGUAAUCGUGGGUGCAAUACACAUCACACUCGGGUUUGGGUCUGGUUGUCCAGCCACUAAGCUAUACAGUCAAUAUUGAAUAAAACAUUAAACAUUGAUACAUCCCUAUUUUAAUAUUACAACUCUGUAAUCUUCAAUUUAAAUAAAAAUAGUGGUGAUCUGAGCCGCGAAGAAGAAGUUUUUUACUAUAAUUAUGUAAUUAGUUUUCUAUUUCUUUCUAUUGACUAUUAAAUACUGCACUGAUGACAUUAGCUUAUUAUUGAAAAUAUUACAACAAAUUGUGUUGUUUUGUGGUUGUUUUAAAUUAGAGUGUCUCGUGGAUAUAUUGGUCACAAUCCCUAUACUUUUUGCAUACUUGAAUGUAUAAAUGAUUAUGUAGUUAAUGCAUUAUUGCAUAAAUUAUAUUUUGGCAUAAUUUUAUGAGUUCAAUAUUAGUGCCUGUACAGACGAAUGACUGUUGUUCCACUGACUCACUGCAUCACAGACUGCACUUAAUCUUCUAGGGUUAUUCCGUAUAGGUACACUCAGUCCCAAUAAGCAUCUAUGUACGACCGACAAACAUAUUAUUGAGAGAACCCGACAAUUUAUAGCGCAUCUAAAUUGAAAAAAUGCAUGUACCUGUGAGGCAGUUAGUCAAGUUCUUUAUGAGUCAUUAACUGAUCCUGAAGCUCUUCGUCUGCGCUGGCCCAAGUGUUAUGCAAUGUGUAAAAAAAAAAUAGUGCAAAUGGAUAGGGAAUCCAAUGAACUCACUCAUACGACUAAUAACAUAACUAGUGAAUCUAUUACACCUCUAUGUUAUGUUAUUUCAUAUAAUUAUAAGAAUUAAUAUAAAAGGUAAACUUAUUUUAUGGGAAAUGUAAAAUUGUGCCUAUAUUGUGAUAACAUUAUAUCGUUUCCAUAAUGUUAUGGAAGUGAUUAUAUUAAUAAUAUGCUACUUGUAAAUACGCCAUGUUUAUAAUAUCUGAAUUGAAGAUUGUUUUUCAUGGAAUAAAAACGAUUA